Molecule: messenger RNA, 5462 nt
Organism: Strigops habroptila (Kakapo)
Lineage: Eukaryota; Metazoa; Chordata; Aves; Psittaciformes; Psittacidae
Gene: AMOTL2
Product: angiomotin like 2
Exons: 10
Coding region: 1972-4197 (741 amino acids)
Biological process (GO): hippo signaling; actin cytoskeleton organization; establishment of cell polarity involved in ameboidal cell migration
Cellular component (GO): cytoplasmic vesicle; plasma membrane; bicellular tight junction
Source: RefSeq, a predicted model, not a curated record
AUGGCGGCGGCUCCUCUUGUUCUCCGCCGUCCCGCCCGCAGGGUCCGUCCCUCCGCACCCGGGAGAGCCCUCAACGCUGGGCCCUGGUGUGGAGCUUGCUGCUGGGGGAGCUCGGUUCGGGCGCGGGGAGCUGCGGGGCCAAGCCCGUGUCCCCUCAGGGACAAGCCGCUAUCGUCCCACUCUGGACGGAGAAGCCUUUCCGCGUCCCGAGGGACAACGGCGGGCGAGGCAGACCGGCCGCCCGCCCCUUCCUGCUCCCUGUCCCCGCAGGUGUCGAGAAGAUGCUAAUGGUGGUUUACCAGGCCCCGGCCCGAUGAAGCCACCGUCGCUUCGGGGCUCGCUUCGCGGCCCGUCCCCGCGCAGCGGCCUCCUGGGCCAUUGGUGAAGCACCGACUGGAGGGGAGGCGGUUGCGUUCGACGUUCCAUCGCUGGGAUUCCAGCCGUGACGCGGGCCUGCCUGCCCCGGGAAGCCCACCUGUUGGCCCCGUUUAACCGUUUGUUCUGGAGCUGUCUCCCGGCGAGGGUGGACGGCUCUCAGGGCAUCCUGCCCCACUGUGAAGAGGGCUUUUUAACACUGAGCUUCCCAAUCGUUAUCAGCUGUUACCUGUGGGGUGGACAAUCAGCAGGGGAAGCUGCAGCAGUGCCCUGGAGAGAUUUUUCCACAUGAGGAGUAAAAAUGAUCUUACACCCAAAAGGGACAAUAAGAAAUCUGGAGAGGGACUUUUUACAGCGACAGGACAAGAGGGAAUGGCUUUAAGCUGACGGGGGAGAUUUAGAGGAGAUAUUAGAAAAAACAUCUUCACUAUGAAGAUGGAAAGGCCUUGGCACAGGUUUCCCAGAGAACUCUAAAGGAGGCAAAGAGGGAAGCUGUGGAGCGAAGCACCUGGGGCAGGAAUAACACUUUAGGGCAGCCCUUGUUGCAGGAGGUUCAGUAGCUUUUCACGCCUGCGGGGAGUUUAAGGGAUGGUGGUGCCUGGAUUAAUUAAAACGACCAUUCUCAUUACUUUAGGAACUCAAUUAUCGCUCCACUUAUGCUUCAGGGCUUUAGUCAAAGAAGAUGCGUGAGCGCCGGCCGCAGAAGUGCGAUGUGGCAGCAGCCCUGCAGAGGGCACGGCAGCCCCGCGCAGCGCCCGCCGCUCGGACCUGCUGCUUCGGUCACCGUUCCAUUGAUUUCUUCUUCCCGGCCCCCGCGUUUUAGCCGAACCUGCAUCCGGGAGCUGAAUGGGGAGCGGGGCAUUUGUUUGAAUUCCUACGUAAGGAAAGGUGUGAGGUUUUUCUCGGUUUAGCUCUGCGAAGCCAAGACUCGUCUGCAACACUCCUGCUCUUUCUGUCCGCGGCUAAAUCUGCGGAAUUAGAGCGCUGAACCUACCGGACAAUAUCCUACAAACUAGGCAGGGAGGAAGGAUGGUCUUCCCUGCCCGCAAGGCAGACGUGGCACACAUGAGGCUGUACCGCUGCCCGGCACCGCCCGCUCCCCUGUCAGCAGGCUCUGUGCUGGGAGCAGGCACAGUGUUGAGGUUCUCUCCUGCUCCAGCACCCCAACACCGAGCGCAGCUGUGGCCUCAGCCCUGGGGCUGCGGGAUUCCUCUGGCAGGCACGUCCCUCCACCUGCGGUUUCCUCCACCAUGCCGUAUAAUCCACCACAGGAGAAGUCUUAGAGUUCAAUAAAAAUACGAAAGAUCUUCUCAGGAAUAGCAUUUGCUAUCUCAAACAAGCUCCUCUGUGCCUCUGGAUAACACUACUUCCUUAUCCUCACCAGGACGGUGUAAGGACAGCGAUUUUAAUGGUGAUUUUAAAAGGUCUGUGUUUUCAUGUGAGCUGGAAAGGUCAGCGUGACUGCGGUGGUCGUCUGCCAUCUGUAUAACCCCUGCAACCUGACAGGUGUCUCGGCGUGGCUGGUGGCUGCUAAAACACCCUCGAGGACACCCUUGUCGGGUUGGAAACGUGGCUUUGCCGACGGCGCGGGCGGAGAUGAGGACGGCGGAGGACUCGAACGGGACGGUCCUGCACCGCCUGAUCCAGGAGCAGCUGCGCUACGGGAACCUCACGGAGAACCGCACGCUGCUGGCCAUCCAGCAGCAGGCCCUGCGCGGCGGCGGCGGCGCCGGCAGCCCCCGCUCCUCCCUGGAGAGCCUCAGCGCCGAGGAGAGCCAAAUGGUGCAGCAGUCCACGCGGCAGGAGCCCCAGGGCCAGGAGCAUCACUCCGACCACAUCUACUUGGAGAACAGCGUCUAUCGGCUCUGCCAGCCCCAGCACAAGGUUGAGGAGCUUCCGAGCUACGAGGAGGCCAAGGCGCAUUCCCAGUACUACGCCUCGCAGCGGGGCGGGCAGCAGCAUGGAGGGGCCGGCACGGGGAUUCGGGGUGAAAACAGCCCGCGCGGGGCUGAGAGCAGCAGCGCCCGACGCCCCGAUGAGGGGCUGAAGGACCUGAAGCACGGCCACGUGCGGUCACUGAGCGAGCGGCUGAUGCGGUUGUCACUGGAGAGGAGCGGGGCCAACACGCAGAGCCCCAUCAGCGCCUCACACAGCUACCCCCAGCUCUCCCGUCACCACCAGCUUGCUGUCCUGCAAGGGCAGCACCCCGAGGGGCCGGAGCCACGGGGGCCCCCCCCGGAGUAUCCCUACGUCAUCCCUUCCCAGGACACUUACCUGGCUGAACCCCGACCCUGCUCCCAGGAAGGUCCUGGAUUUCAGCAUCCCGAAAUCAGGGUGCUGUCCACCCAUGUCCCCACCGCUUUCCUGCCGCUGCCAGGCGCUCUGUGCCCGGGCACGCUGGGUCCUGCCGGCGUGGAGGCACUGGUGAGCGCCCAGGCAGUCUCAACCAGCAGCCGCCUGGCCCGGGUAGACGCUGUCCUGCGGGACAACGAGAGGCUCCAGCAGGACAAUGAGAAGCUGCGGCGGGAGCUGGAGAGCUGCUCCGAGAAGGCGAGCCGCAUCCAGAAGCUGGAGAGCGAGAUCCAGCGCAUCUCGGAGGAUUAUGAAAACCUCGUCAAGGCCUCUUCCAAGCGGGAAGCCUUGGAGAAAGCCAUGAGGAACAAGAGAGAUGGUGAGAUGCGGCGGCUCCAGGACUUCAACCGGGACCUGAAAGAGCGGUUGGAAUCAGCGAACAAGCAGCUGGCCAGCAAGACCCAGGAAAGCCAGGACAGCAACCAGGGCAGCGUGGCCAAGCUCCUGGCGCAGAGCUACGAGCACCAGCAGGAGAAGGAGAAGCUGGAGCGGGAGGUAUCCCUGCUGCGCAGCGCCAACGAGGACCAGCGUCGGCGGGCAGAGCUGCUGGAGCAGGCGCUGGGCAGCGCCCAGGCGCGGGCAGGCAAGGCGGAGGCCGAGCUGCGGAAGAAGCGUGCCUAUGUGGAGAAGGUGGAGCGGCUGCAGGCAGCCCUGGGGCAGCUCCAGGCCGCCUGCGAGAAGCGGGAGCAGCUGGAGCUGCGGCUCCGCACCCGCCUGGAGCAGGAGCUGAAGAUGCUGCGGGCUCAGCAGAGGCAGGCAGGCGCUGCGGGCGCCGGGACGCCGGAGCUGAGUGCACACACGCUGUCCGAGCAGCUGAGGGAGAAGGAAGAGAAGAUCCUGGCCCUGGAGGCUGACAUGACCAAGUGGGAGCAGAAGUACCUGGAGGAGUGCACCAUGCGGCAGUUUGCCAUGGAUGCCGCAGCCACUGCAGCCGCCCAGAGGGACACCACCCUCAUCAGCCAGUCCCCGCGGCACUCCCCCAACAGCAGCUUCAACGAGGACCUCCUCCUGGCCAGCCACAAGCACCAGGAGAUGGAGAACAGGUUAAAAGCCCUUCAUGCCCAAAUCCUGGAGAAGGAUGCUGUCAUCAAGGUCCUGCAGCAGCGCUCGCGGAGGGACCCCAGCAAAGCUCUCCAGGGCUCCCUACGACCGGCCAAGUCUGUGCCCUCCAUCUUUGCUGCCUCUGCGGCCCCGAGCUGGCCAGGGACUGGCCAGAGUGACCGGCUGGCUGAGGGCAGCUCCCGCAGCAGCACAGCAGGCAAAGCCACCGGUGAAGGAGCAGCAGCGCCUGCUGCUCUGCCCCUGCCAUCCCACUCCAAGCACGGCAGCAAGGAUGGCAGCACGCAGACGGAUGGGGCAGCUGAGAGCAGCAGCCAGGGUGAGGGCACUGAGCGCCCGGCUGGUCUGAUGGAGAGCUCGGCUGAUGUCAGAGCCCCUGACCUGUCUGACAUGGUGGAGAUCCUGAUUUAAGGCCACCCAAGGACUGCACGCCAGCCCCUCUCCCUCCUACCUGCACUGGAUCGGGGUGGCAGAGCCUGCAGGAGGGAGGACUGAGCCUGGAGCUCAGUGGUGACCCCGUGGCUGGUCUCAGCGGAUGGGCCACGGUCCCCACUCAGCACCCACAGGGGUCUCCAGCUGUGCAGGGCACGCUGGAGCCCAAGGACCCUGCAGUGGCUGAGGGGCCUCGUGACCCCCCUGUGAACACACGGGUUUUGGACAACAGGAGCAAACCUAUUUAUCGUUCCAGCCUGAAGCAGGGGGCUUCUUCCCAUACCCUCCUUUGUUGGCUCUGUUCCCAUCCCGGCUCCAUCCCGGCUCCAUCCCCAUCCCACCUCUGGGUCUUGGCCAUUUGCAUCCACCCAAGUGCCUGGCCUCCGACUGGAAAAUCCCUCUGUGUUUGCCCAAACUGUAUCCACAAGCUCAUGUCUUUGCUCAAUGACAGAGUUGGGAGGGAUCCUCUGGGAUCCCAUCAACCACCCGGAUCAUGGCCAAGCCAAGCGCCAGGACCCCCAUCCCUCCGUCAUCUGCAUCCAUCACCUCGCAUCCUUCCUCUGGGUUGUUAUCCUGGGCUGGCAAGGGGUUUGGGAUUGGGUGCUGCCGGAGCAACAGAGAAAAUGAUGAUGGAGGGAAUAAAAGGUGGAGGAGAAAUCCCUGGAAACUGGAGGUGGAACUCAGAGGGAACCGAGGAUGGCUGAUGGCAUCGCCCCUCUUAUGGCUUCAUCCCUUGGCUACCGGCAGCUGGCUUCUGCCUGUAGCCAGUGCUGAUGCCUUGCUCCUCUGAGCUCAGACACCUCCCGUCCUUGCCCUUCAUCUAUAUAUAUAUGUUCUUUCUCUCUCUCUUUCUCUUUCUUUCUUUCACUGUGUGUGUGCAUUUGCUGGACAACUGCAUUUUUUACUCUUCUCUCCCAGACACGUACCAAACGCCUUCGGUUCUCGUGUGUUGUUUACAAAGUGGAAAACGAACGAACAAAAGUUAUGAAAGAGGAAAAAAAAAAAAUCCCCCCGACUUAAUAUAUUUUAUAUUAAUAUUGGUAUUUCUUUGUAAGUAUUUUUGUUUUCGUGCUGUGAACUUUUUUUUUUCCCUGCCAAAGACGAUGAGUUCUUGUUUGUGCGUUUUAAGUUAUCUUGAGUAUUUAAACGUAAACCUGGCUGUUUCGUUGUGCCGCCCUAUACCGAGAUUGCUGUAGCAUUCCACUUGGUAUAACAGUAUUUUAAUAAAAAAACCCAAAUAUUGA